CUAUUGAAAAAUUGUAACCGCCAUAGCCGCUUCUGAAACUGUAACCUAACAAAACCCUAAACCCUUUACAACCAGCUACACUAAGCUGAGUUGAGCUUCUUUUGUUAUCCAUCGUCGUCGUCAAUGGCCGUCAACGAUGCUGACCAAUCAAACAGGCCUCACAGGUCGCGCCAUUCCGGUGCCAAGAAGGCCAAAUCCGACAAGAAGAAGAAGCAGCAGCAGCGCCAAAACGACGAUGGAGGAGACGAGAAGAGGCAAAACCCUAAGGCGUUCGCGUUCUCUUCCACCAACAAGGCCAAGCGCUUGCAAUCACGCUCCGUCGAGAAGGAGCAGCGCCGCCUCCAUGUUCCCAUCGUUGACCGCUCCUAUGGCGAGCCCCCACCUUAUGUCGUCGUUGUGCAAGGUCCACCGCAGGUUGGGAAGUCCCUGUUGAUAAAGUCUUUGGUCAAGCAUUACACAAAGCAUAAUUUGCCUGAUGUGCGAGGCCCAAUUACUAUUGUUUCAGGAAAGCAAAGGAGGGUUCAGUUUGUUGAAUGCCCAAAUGAUAUUAAUGGUAUGAUAGAUGCGGCAAAGUUUGCUGAUCUAGCACUGCUGCUUAUAGAUGGAUCCUAUGGUUUUGAAAUGGAAACAUUUGAAUUCCUUAAUAUAUUGCAAACACAUGGGUUUCCAAAGGUCAUGGGUGUUCUUACUCAUCUUGACAAAUUCAAGGAUGCUAAAAAGUUGAGGAAAAGAAAACAAGAAUUAAAACGCAGAUUUUGGACUGAAAUAUAUGACGGAGCUAAAUUGUUUUAUUUAUCGGGCCUUAUUCAUGGAAAGUAUGUCAAGCGCGAAGUUCACAAUCUCGCGCGGUUUAUUUCCGUAAUGAAGUUUCAUCCUCUAUCUUGGCGAACUUCUCAUCCGUAUGUUUUGGUGGAUCGUUUUGAAGAUAUCACGCCUCCUGAAAAAGUGCAUGCAAAUAACAAGUGUGACAGAAAAAUCACACUUUAUGGUUAUCUUAGAGGGUGUAAUUUAAAAAAGGGAAAUAAGGUACAUAUUGCUGGGGUGGGUGAUUAUAGUUUAACCGCUGUUACUGCUUUACCUGAUCCUUGUCCUCUUCCAUCUGCUGCUAAAAAGAAAGGACUGCGUGAUAAGGAAAAGUUGUUCUAUGCUCCUAUGUCUGGCCUCGGGGAUCUUUUGUAUGACAAAGAUGCUGUAUACAUAAAUAUUAAUGAUCACCUUGUGCAGUUUUCAAAAGUUGAUGAUGAAAACUCAGCCAUGACAAGCAAAGGUAAGGACAGAGAUGUGGGGGAGGUUUUGGUGAAAUCUCUUCAAAAUACCAAAUACUCGAUCAAUGAAAAGCUAGAAAAUAGCUUUAUCAAUAUUUUUGGUCAAAAGCCGGAAAUGUCAUCAGAAGCUGUAGCUGAUGCAUUGGCUACACACAAAGAUAACAAGCAUGAUAGCGAAGAAGAUGUUUCAGAUAGAGAUCAGCAUGGGAAAGCUAUUGAAACUGGUGAAGAUGGUGAUGGUUCAGAAUCAUCUGAUCAGGAUGAAGCUGGUGCCAUGAUGGGUGAAGCCAGUUCUUCUGAUGACAGAGAUGAUGAUGCAACUGAUAUGAAAGCCAUUCCUGGAGACUUGAAAGAACAUGUUGAAUUUAAAGACGGGAGACGAAGGAGGAAAGCAAUAUUUGGAAAUGAUGUUGAUCAAAGUGAUAUGAUGGAUUCAAAAGAGGAUAAUGAUGCUGCUAGUGAUGAUGCGGCUUCUUCUGAUUCAGAAUCUUUUAAAGAGGAUGACGACGACGACGACGAUGAUGAUGAUGAUGAGGACAAUGAUGACGACAAUGAGGAUGACACAGAUGAUGAUGACAUGGGGAAUGUUUCAAAGUGGAAAGAAUCUUUAGCGGAAAGGACACUCUCACGGAAAACUCCUAGUUUGAUGCAACUUGUGUAUGGUGAAUCUACUGUUAAUAUGACCUCUAUAAACAAACAGAAUGAUAGUAGUGACGAUGAGGAAAGUGACGAUGACUUUUUUAAGCCUAUUGAAGAAGUAAAAAAGCAAAGCAUGAAAAAUGGACUGAAUGAUGGAAUGGUCAACACUGAGGAUUGUUCCAAGUGUGAACCUUCUGUGGAUCAGAGAUGGGAUAAGAAAGAUAACGAGGGAAUCCGCAAUCGUUUUGUCACUGGAAAUUUGGCAAAAGCUGCUCUCAGAAAUUCUCUGUCAAAUGGUAACACUGAAGAGGAAAAUGAUGAAGUCUACGGAGAUUUUGAAGAUCUAGAAACAGGAGAGAAAUAUGACAAUUACCAGACAGAUGAUGCAGUUGCCACAACAGUACACAAAGGAGACGAUGCGGAGGCUGAGCAGAGGAGGCUCAAGAAACUUGCCCUACGUGCAAAAUUUGAUUCACAGUAUGAUGGCGAUGAAGUUGAGACACCAGAGGAAGAUGCGGGCAAUGAUGAGAAGUCCAAACCUCAUGGUCAAGCCAAUGAAAGUAGUUAUUUUGAUAAGUUGAAAGAGGAAAUUGAGCUUCGGAAACAAAUGAAUAUAGCUGAACUCAAUGAUCUUGAUGAAGAUACCAGGUUAGAGAUAGAAGGCUUCCGAAAUGGGACAUACCUAAGAUUAGAGGUUCAUGAUGUUCCUUGUGAGAUGGUUGAGUACUUUGAUCCCUACCAUCCCAUAUUGGUGGGAGGGAUCGGUCUAGGGGAGGAAAAUGUUGGAUACAUGCAGGCUAAGCUAAAGAGGCACAGGUUCCAUAAGAAAGUGCUGAAGACCAGAGAUCCAAUUAUAGUUUCCGUUGGAUGGAGGCGUUACCAAACAACACCAGUAUAUGCUACUGAGGAUCUCAAUGGAAGACUGCGAAUGCUAAAAUAUACUCCAGAACAUGCACAUUGCUUUGCCUUUUUUUGGGGCCCUCUUGCCCCUCCCAACACUGGGAUAGUGGCUGUUCAGAAUUUAUCAAACAAUCAGGCAACGUUUAGGAUUACUGCAACUGCCGUUGUACUCGAGUAUAAUCAUGCAGCUAGGAUAGUGAAGAAAAUCAAAUUGGUUGGUUACCCAUGCAAGAUAUUCAAGAAAACAGCAUUUAUCAAGGAUAUGUUUACUUCAGAUCUUGAAGUAGCUCGGUUCGAAGGUGCAGCCAUUCGAACUGUCAGUGGGAUCAGGGGGCAGGUCAAGAAGGCUGCAAAAGAAGAGAUAGGUAACCAACCAAAAAGGAAGGGUGGGCAAACCAAAGAAGGAAUUGCUCGGUGCACAUUUGAAGACAAGAUUCUGAUGAGUGACAUUGUUUUCCUGCGUGCAUGGACUCAAGUUGAAGUCCCAGAUUUUUAUAAUCCAUUGACAACAGCAUUGCAGCCUCGUGACAAGACCUGGUUAGGAAUGCGCACUGUUGCAGAAUUGAGAAGAGAACACAACCUUCCUAUACCUUUAAAUAAAGAUUCACUUUACAAGAAAGUUGAAAGAAAAAGAAAGAAGUAUAAUCCACUGGUGAUUCCGAAGUCUCUACAGGAAAAGCUUCCCUUUGAAUCAAAACCCAAGAAUACGCCUAAGCGGAAGAGGAAGUCACUUGAUCAGAAAAGGGCUGUCGUCAUGGAAAGCGCUGAACGUAAAAUUUGUCGUCUUUAUCAGCAUUAUCGACUUAUCGCAAAUAAUUCGGAAAAGAAGCGAAAGAUUAAUGCAGAAAAGAAGAGGAAAGAACUCGAGAAGGAGAGAGCGAAGGAUGAACUUCUGACGAGAAAGCGCCAGAGAGAGGAAAGACGAGUGAGAUACCGUGCGCAAGACAAGCAGAACAAGAGAAUGCGGAGAGCCGAAGCCUGAUAAGAUGAAGUUGAUUCUGCCUUGUCAAAAGAAUUGACAAUUUCAGCAUCACGGAGAUUGUGUUGGAAGUGGUGUUACUGAUUAGUCAAAGGAGAAGCAGCUUUUUGGUCCAUAAAAAUGGUUCUAAAAUCAACCUGCUGAUAGUUAAGCUUGGUCUAGAUCACAUCAUUUAUAUGGUGCAGGGCUCACACUAAACAAUUUUUACUUGAUAUCAAUUUUGAUCCCCAACUUUGCUUAUGCAAUUACAGUGUAAAAAACAUUGAAAAGGAAAUUUAUUAUUUGUUAUCUAAAUGGAAUUAUUAUUUUUACCUGAA
This is a messenger RNA of Arachis ipaensis, 4100 nucleotides long. RefSeq names its product P-loop containing nucleoside triphosphate hydrolases superfamily protein. The record is from RefSeq and is a predicted model, not a curated record. Gene Ontology annotation, biological process: endonucleolytic cleavage of tricistronic rRNA transcript (SSU-rRNA, 5.8S rRNA, LSU-rRNA); maturation of SSU-rRNA from tricistronic rRNA transcript (SSU-rRNA, 5.8S rRNA, LSU-rRNA); ribosome biogenesis. Lineage: Eukaryota; Viridiplantae; Streptophyta; Magnoliopsida; Fabales; Fabaceae. Gene Ontology annotation, cellular component: nucleus; 90S preribosome. Gene Ontology annotation, molecular function: GTPase activity; GTP binding; U3 snoRNA binding.